AUGGCUUCCGCGUCGCGAGGCCGGCUGUUAGAGCUUGCAAAGCUCCAAUGCUCGAUUUUCUCCACCACCUUCAACCCAAACCAACAACGACUCGGUAACAAAAUCUUGCGCCAAAGACUACGAGGCCCUACGCUCGCCGCAUACUACCCGAGAAGGUCGGCAACGGUGGAGGAUAUGCUUGAUGAAUUCAAGAAAUUCGGUCUAGAUGGGUUCAAUGAGGACGAAGAGACCCGAUUUGAAAGCAUCCAGAUCGCCAAACUGAGAGGCAAGGGUGCUCCUAAGAAGAAGAGGACCCCAUCAGACAAAAAGAAGGGCAAAAAAUAG
Molecule: messenger RNA, 324 nt
Organism: Exophiala dermatitidis NIH/UT8656
Lineage: Eukaryota; Fungi; Ascomycota; Eurotiomycetes; Chaetothyriales; Herpotrichiellaceae
Exons: 3
Coding region: 1-324 (107 amino acids)
Cellular component (GO): mitochondrion
Source: RefSeq, a predicted model, not a curated record